Messenger RNA from Abrus precatorius (Indian licorice), 1128 nucleotides. RefSeq lists its product as uncharacterized. Lineage: Eukaryota; Viridiplantae; Streptophyta; Magnoliopsida; Fabales; Fabaceae. The record is from RefSeq and is a predicted model, not a curated record. The coding region runs from base 1 to 1128 and encodes 375 amino acids. The transcript has a single exon.
AUGACUAGAUCUAAUCCAGGCAUACUACAUUCAUUUGACCCUGAGAUAGAGAGGACGAGAUUGAAGCUUUUGAAAUUGAGGAAAGAGCACAACACUACUCAUAGUCAGUUUACUUCACAAACAAGCAACAUGGCAAACAACCAAGAGAGAACCUUGAAGGAGCUUGCUGCCCCUGAUGUUGGACAUCAACCUUUAUGCAUUCAGAUACCACAAUUACAGGAGGGAGUAGCAAGUUAUGAAUUGAAGUAUGGUCUUAUUCAUUUACUUCCUAAAUUUCAUGGUCUUGCAGGAGAAGAUCCACACAAACAUUUGAUGGAAUUCCAUGUGGUGUGUUCUACCAUGCGACCAGUGGAUGUGCUAGAGGACUUCGUCAAGAUGAAGGCAUUUCCAUUUUCAUUAUGUGACAUAGCCAAGGACUGGUUGUACCUGCAGCCAACACCAAUCUGUACAUGGAGCGACAUGAAGAGGCGAUUUUUAGAAAAACUCUUCCCUGCGUCCAGAACAGUAGCAAUAAGGAAGGAGAUUAAUGGCAUUAGACAGCUGCAAGGAGAGAAUUUAUAUGAGUACUGGGAGAGGUUCAACAAGCUGUGUUCGACCUGCCCAAACCAUCAGAUAAAUGAGCAGCUUUUGAUUCAAUAUUUCUAUGAAGGAUUGAUGCCUAUGGAGCGCAGUAUGAUUGAUGCAGCCAGUGGAGGUGCUUUGAUGGACAAGACUUUAGCAGCUGCAAGAUAUUUGAUCUCCAACAUGGCAAAAAAUUCUCAGCAAUUCAGUUCCAGAAAUCUUACCACUAGAGUUGUACAUGAGGCAUCCAUAAGCAGUGUUGCUGCAGUUGAUAACCAAAGGCUGGAAAACAAGCUUACAGAACUGACUUCUUUGGUGAGGCAAUUAGCCAUGGGCCAGGCAAUUCCACAGAUCCAGCAAACGUGUGGCAUUCGUGCAGGUGACCAUUAUACUGAUUCUUGUCCUCAGCUGCAGGAGACAGCCCAACCUUCUCAUUUGGUAGCAGGCAUACACCUUCCUCACCAGAGUCAUCAGCAGCAACCUCAGCAAUAUAACCCUUUCUCCCCUACAUACAAUCCAGGGUGGAGAAGUCAUCCCAAUCUGAGGUAUGGUCCACCAGCACCAUAG